CAAAUCAAUUCAUUCGAAAUUUUUGUGUUGAGAAGAACGUUGUGUUAACGCGUGCGACGGUUCGUUCGUUUUCAUUAGUUUUUAGCGGAUAGAGAACGUGUGCGCGGCGCUUUUGUUUUAGUGUACGUUGGUGAAUUCUUUUUCCCAAUUCUCUUGGUGGAAAAUUGUGAUGAAAAACGAAAACAAUAGAGAAAUAAUAAAAUUUUGAUAGUGUCAAAUUUGGUUGAAUCCUUGGCAAUUUGUCUUGCUGUGUUUUGCUGCCAAUACAGCACAGGGACUUUGGAAGUUUGCCUGUUUGUUGUGUACUGCUAUUGCUGCUGCUGCCGUCGCUGCUGCUAGAAAAAAAGAAUAGAAACAAAAAAAAAAAAAAACAAAUAUCUGCAAAUAAAAUUUGUGUUGGAAAAAGAAUUUUAAAAUAAUAGAAAAAAAUAUUCUUCUAAUACAAAGUGGUUCAUUAGAAAGGUGUAUAACAAAGUGUAUGAAGUUAUUACAACAUACCACAUCAAAGAGGAAAAGCAUAAAGUGAAAAAAGAAUUGAGUAAAAAAAGUUCAUUAUUUGUCCCACUGAGCAGAAAAAUUAGUGAAUACUAUAUAGUAUAAAAAAACACAGAAAAGAUACAAGGUGGAAACAAUAUUGUGUUGAAAAAGCCACCAACAACCAGCCAAAAGGAGAAAUCAAUAUCAAAGAAACGCCAGAAAAAAAAGCACAGAAAAAAAUAAAAACAAAUGCAAGUAAACUAAACUGGUUUCGUUGCUCGUUCAUUGCUGCUGUUGCUGCCGAUGCUACUGCUGCUGCUGCUCGUCUUUAAUGUUAUGUACACUAAACAUCACAACGGUUAACGUUGCGUUGCGCCCCCGUUUUCACAGUUCGCGUCGCUGCCUAUGACAUCGUUGUCUUCGUCGUCGUCGUUUUCGUCGUUGUUGUAGUUUUGUUUCGUAUCAUCAGCCAUCCAACCAACCGACCAACAACUCCCCAAAACAAGUGAGAAAUAUAAAUAGCAAAAACAACAAGAAGAACAACACAACCCACAAAGUUAAAAGUAAAGGAAAAUUCAAGGAGAAAGAAGAAGAAUGAAUUUUGUGAGUGAUAUAUAAUGUGUGUUGCAUGUAAAUAAGAAAACCAAAAAAAGAGGUUAAAAGAAAGGCCAACGUAAUUACAAUUAUUAAAAGAAAAAAAAAUAGGUGAAGCAAAAAACGACAAAAAAUAAUUAAAAAACCUUGUAUAUGGGCCCUAAAUUGUGUAAACAAGAAAUAAGAAAAUUUUCCAAAUACAAACCCCCCCCUCAAAAGCAGUGAAGUAAAAAACUGUUGUUGUUUUUCUCCUUUUUGCUAGGUGGCCCAUUCGUUUGUUCGUUCCUGGUCGUCGUCGUGGCCGUUGUUAUUGUCGGCAAAUAAAAGUGCAAACAUUUUCUGCAAAGUAUCUAUAAAAAUUCGAAUGAUUACAAAAUCAAAUAUUACAUUGAAAGUGUAAACUCCUCAUGAAAAAAAAACAAACAUCCAAUUUGAAAAUUAAAUUUUAAUAUCAAUUGAAAAAUAUUUGUCAAGUUUUGCCCAGCAUCCCCGAUACCCAACCAACAAAUUGCUGUCCAUCUUCUCAACAGUAUAUCGUGUGUGUGUUUUGUUGUCACUACUUUGUGAAAUGUGUUAUUUUAUUCAGUUUUAAAUAAAAAUUGAAAGAAUCAAUUUCUUUAAGAAAAAAAAAUAAGUGAUAAAAGUGCUCAAAAUAAAAAAUAAAUAAAUAAUUUACUAUCACCAAUCGCGAGUGCUGGUAACUUCGUUUUAUCACAGCCACAUUUGAUUGCAACGCGCGACGACAUAAUGUCGACAACUUCUUCGAUUGAUACACCGACUUCACCAACGGCUCCACUGCAACAUCAACCGCUGCAACAUCAUCAACAUCCAACGCGUCAACAUCAACAUCAUCAUCACCAUCAGCACACCACCACAGCCAUUGUGGUCAGCGCUGGCGCUGGUCCCCACCACAAUCCGUAUACGCAGACAACAACAACUACCACCACUACCAGCACAAAUCAAAAUCCGAGCUCGGCCAGUCGGCGGUCGCAUUCCACAUCCUCGUCGACGGGAUCGUCUAUUGGCGGCUCCACCGUGCCAUUGGCCAGCAAUCACGCUCAUCAACAACAACAACAACAACAGGAGCAACAACGUUAUCAUCAAAACAAUAAAAAUCAAUCGACACACUCGCUGUUGACACCAUCUUCCUCAACGUCGUCGUCGCCAUCGGUGUCGGCCUCAGCCUCGACGGCUGCUGCUGUGGCUGUGCAUCAUCAGCCUCAAUAUUCAACAAAUGCUGGAGGAAGCAAUAAUUCGUAUAUGAGUCAGCAGCAGCAACAACAACAACAACAACAUCAUCAUCAUCACCAUCAUAAUUCCUCGUCAGCCUCAUCUACGUCUUCGGCCAACUCAUAUUCGCAACAUCAGCAUCCACAUUCACAUCAUCAUCACAAUCAGCAGCAGCAGCAGCAACAACAACAACAUUCGCAUCACAAUUCACAUCAGCAUUACCAACAACAACAACAGCAUCAUCAUCAGCAGCAGCAACAACAACAACAUUUGCAAUUUGCAAGGCCAUCUACGUCAAUGUCAGCUCCUUGCACUGCCGCCACCUCAAUAAAUUCUCAGAAUAGCUCUUCGUGCACCCCGUGCAGCAUCAAACGUCACACCACCGAUGUUUCGGUCUGCUCUUCAUCAUCCUCGUCCUGCUGUUCGUCGGCCAGCUCGAAUUCCGUAUCGGCCGCAGCAGGUGUUGUGAAUGCAAUUGGCGGCCAAGGUAAUGGGGCAGGAGGCGCUGGUGGUGGUGUUAACAGCAGCAGCAGUGGUGGUGGUGGUGGCGGGGCCAGUAUUGUAACUCCGACCGUGAUUACGCAGAAAUCGCGUACCAUACCAUCGGACAAGAUAAACUUGCGUUUAAUACUUGUCAGUGGCAAAACAAAAGAAUUCCUAUUUAAUCCAACGGAUUCGGCUGGUGAUAUAGCACAAACAGUGUUCGACAAUUGGCCUGAAGAUUGGGAACGUGAAGCUGUCUCAAAGGCUGAAAUAUUGCGACUCAUUUACCAGGGUAGAUUUCUACAUUGUAACGUAACAUUGGGUGCAUUGGGAUUGCCAUUGGGCAAGACGACUGUUAUGCAUUUAGUACCGCGUGAUAAUUUACCAGAACCCAACUCACAAGAUCAAAGACAAAAAAGUAAAGGUGGUUCCAGUAGAUGCUGUUCAACGACUUGCUGUAUUUUGUAACUAAAUUAUUUUUAGAAAUUUUAGCAAUUAGAAGAAAUUAUUAUUAAAUAAAUUAAAUAAAAUCUAUAUAUAUAAAUAAUAAUAUAAAUAAAUCUAUGAUAGAAAUAUAUACAUAAAUUAAUUGAAUUAAAAUAUAAUAAUUACAAUAAAAAAAAAAGAUGCCCAAAUAAUAAUGAUAAUAAACUUCAAUGAUGAUUAUGAUCUAUGAUGAGAGAAUGGUAAAAGCUAAAUGGAAAUAAGGAAUAAAGUUUUUUUUUUUUUGUUAGCAUAUAUGCAUGUAUUUCUCAAAAGGAUAUCACAAAUGGAAUGGUAUGAAUACCCGGAUACAUACACACAUCACUCUUUUUACACUCAUUAUGUAAAACACACACACAUAACCUCAAAUUAAUAGGAAAUAGAUGGGUAAGUAUUCAAAACAAAAAAAAAAGAAGAAUGUGAUAAUGCCUGGAGAACUUGGGGCAAUGCCAAGAGAAUCGGAAGUGGAAGCUAAUCCAACAUUUAUAUUUCCGUGAUAGGUGAAGAAAUUUGAUUUGCAACUAUCGAUAAACAUAAGUCAAACUAAGGUUAAGAUGUCAGCAUUUUUGUCUACCUUUUUUCAUACGAAAUGAGAAGUGAAAAUAAUACCAUUGUGAUUGAAUCUCCUUUAAGAUUUCAACAUCGUCGAUCUCACAAAAUGUUAUCAAUUUACAACAUAAGUUGUUUUUAUACCCUCCACCUUUCUAUGGAAGGUAUAUUACCUUUGUCAUUCCUUUUGUAACUCCUCGAAAUAUAAGAUACUUUAUAUUCUGGAUCGGCAUAAAAUUCUAUGUCGAUUUAGCGAUGUCCGUCUGUGGAAAUCGCUCUAGCUUUAGAACAAAAUGAAGUAGGUUAAUAAAAUUUUACAGAAAUGUAUACUAUGUCUGCAUGAAUUUUGAUAUUGAAAAUGGGCCACGUAGGUCCACGUUGUAAUAUAGCCCCCAUAUAAUGGUUCCUCCCUAUUUUCGGUAUUUUCAUGAUUUUAGCGACAGUAUUUACCGGAAUUAUUUCAAAUUUUGUAUUUAAAGUUCGAAAUGGGUACUACAGCCUAUGACAAACAUUUUUGUAUGCAGGCCCACGUCUUCGUACAGCCUCCAUAUAUCUCACUUCCCGAUAUGCGGCAUUUUGAUGACUUCAGCAACAUUAUUUACCGGAAUUGUUUCAAGUUUCGUAUUGGAAAAUCUUAAUGGUUACUACAACCUAUGGCAAAAAAUUUCGUAUGCAGAUUCACGUCUUCGUAGAGCCUCCAUAUAACGGUAGCGCCCGAUAUUCGAUAUUAUCAUGAUUAUAGCGGCAUUAUUCACCUGAAUUGUUUCAAAUUUCGUAUUUGAAGUUUAUAAUGGGUGCUACAGCAUAUGGCAAAAAAUUGUGUAUGGAGAUCCACGUCUUCGUACCUCCCAAUACUCGGUAUUUUUAUGAUUUGUGCGGCAUUAUUCGCCGGAAUUGUAACAAAUUUCGUAUUUAAACUUCGUAAUGGUUACUACAACCUAUGGAAAAAAAAUUGCGUAUACAGGUCCACGUCUUCGUAAAGCCCCUAUAUAACGGAACCUCCCGAUAUUCGGUAUAUUGAUGAUUUUAGCGACUUUAUUCACCGGAAUUGCUUCAAAUUUGGUAUUUUAAGUUCGUAAAGGGUACUACAGCGUAUGACAAAAAAAAAUCGUGUGUAGGUUCACGUCUUCGUACAGUCUCCAUAUAACAGUUUUCAUUUAAGUGGUAGUUUCCGGAAGUUUUUGACAAAUUUUUAAGUUCCUUCCAAUUAAUGGAGGGUGUUAAAAGUUCGGCUUGGCCGAACUUAGCUUCGCUUUUACUUCUUUGAUUGAAAGGCCUUUAAUCUCUCAUCGUCAUUCGGAAUAUUAUACCCUCUACCAUUUGGAAAAAAUUGAAAAUUUCCAAAAAAAUCUGUCGGAAAAUACCGCUCAAAAGGAAACCAUUAUAUGGGUGCUAUACGAAGACGUGGUCCUGCAUAAGAAAUUUGUGUCAAAGGCUGUAGUAACUGUUCCGAACUUUAUAUAAGACAUUUGAAGCAAUUCCGGUGAAUAACAUCGCAAAAAUCAACAAAAUGCCAAAUAUCGGGAGGUGUCGUUAUAUGAGGUAUAUACGAUACCGUGGACUCACAAGGAAGUUCUUGUGAGAAUUAUCUGACAAUUCCAUUGGAAAAUGCGGCUAAAAUCAUCAAAAUACCAAAUAUCGGGAGGUGUCGUUAUAUGGGACGUAUACUAUAUCGUGGACCUAUAUAGACAAUUCUCUUUCAGGGAGUGAAGUCUCUUAAAGAACUUCUUGUGUAGAAUUUCAGACAAUUCCAUUAAAAAAUGGGGCUAAAAUCAUCAAAAUUCCGAAUAUUGGGGGUACCGUUAUAUGGGGGCUAUACGACAUCGUGGACCGAUAUAGCCCGUCUUCGAACUUGAUCUGCCUGCAAACAAAGAACAAUGGCUAAAAUCAUCAAAAUUCCGAAUAUCGGAAGUUACCGUUAUAUUGAGGCUAUACAACAUCGUUGACCGAUAUAGCCAAUCUUCGAACUUGACCUGCCUGCAGACAAAAGACAGAUCUGUGCAAAAUUUUAGCUUCAUAUCUUAAUUCGUUUUGACUGUAGCGUGAUUACAACAGACGGACGGAUUGACAGGGCUAAAUCGUCUUAGAAUGUUACGCUUUGUUGGGUCUAAAAUUAUUAUUUCGAUGAGUUACAAACGGAAUGACGACCAUACUAUGUAUGGUGGAGGAUAUAAAAAGGCUACACAAAUUUGCAAAACAUGCUUAAAAUACUUAUCAUUUUAAUGCCAAGCACCAUCUAUAUUUCAACCAUAUUACUUUUUCAGAUUUUCAUCUGCAGGGUCUCUUUUUUUCAUUUUCAUCGCAAAGCUUUUAUUUUGUGACAUAUCGUAAAGGGAUGCUAGAGCCGCACUCAAAUCCUGCCAUCGUUUUUUUUCCUUAUAACUUGACAUUAAUAUGCCUAGCCAUGAUGCCAAGCGGCUCAUAUUCCCACAAAUUUAUUUAUUUUUUUUUGAUGGCAAAUUUAUCAACAAAUUUCGUUAAAUGCCGCAAUUAAACAAUUGCUGUUGUAGAUAUUUGUCGUUAAGCGAGUAGUUAGGAAAUAGCAUUACUGGCAUUUGAGUUUCUUGAUACAUCAAUUAUUUAUUUUGAUGCAAUGAUUUUUUUAAAAUAAUUUUUUAUUUCUCUUGAAUAGUUGUUCUGUAACUUUUAUUUAAAUAUAUUUCAAAUUGUAUUUUUUAUUGUUUUGUUGCCAUUGUGAAUGAUUUUCACCUAAGUUUCAAGAGAAACUUCAUCAUCUAGAAACUGCCCACUUGUACUAGUGACGCCUGAAAGUAUGCUCAGCUUUUUGAUAUUUCCAUUAGAACUAUUCAACUAUUCACACAGGGCGACUCUAACAAUGAGCAUCAAAUAAACAUAGCAUCAUAAAGAUUGUGUUCUUCCGCUUGGGUGGAUGAACAACUUCCGGUUUGGCAAACAUCAGGCCCCCUGUCCUCCCUUUGGUUUGAUAAAAAAUUUAAUAUUUUACCCAUACCAAAUUAAUAAAUAAUGAAUGAAAGACAUGGAAAAUUUUCAUACAUACACACUUCCCGAUAAACAAAAUCAUGAUUUUUUUUUUAUUCAACUCAAAGCCAACUGAAAUACGAAAGAUAAGGACUAAAACGAUAAAUUUGCAAAGGCCAAUCAAUGCUUUAAUACGGAAGGGUCAAAUAUACAUAAAUAUUGAAUAGAAUGGCAAAAAAUGUAUGCAAAUCUCUCAACACAACCAGACAACCGGCAUAUAUAUAUAUAUAUAUAUGCCGAAGCAUCCAUCUAUUUAUAUUUAUUUCUAUAUAUAAAUGGGAAAACAAAUUCAAACAUAGAUUAAAUAAUCAAAUUUAAUAUUUGUAUGUAUAAAAUAAUAUUUAAGAACUAUCUAUGUGAACACUUUUUAAAUAUAUUUUUUUCCAGAAAAACAAAAAGAAAAAACAAAAGCAUAAAACGAAAAGUGAAUAAAGAAAAACAAUAAAGUAAACUAAUUACUGACUAAAAUGAUACAUUAUAAAUAUUUAAAAAAUAAUUAAUAUUAAAUACCAACAACAGCAACAAGAAGAAAGAAAUAAAACCUAAAUAAAUAAAAUGUGUAAUAUUAUUAAUCGAUAGAAAGAGAGAAAAAAAAAAAACGAAAAUACAAAACAAAAACAGACAAUUAAAUUUUAUGUAGAUAAUUAUGUUGACUAUAUAUAUUUUUAAUGUUUUAAGCCUUUUUAAAUAGCUAAAUUAUGUAACUGAAAAGCAAAUAAAACAAAAACAAAAAAAAACCAACAAAAAUACAAACAUACAAAUAUAUUAUUGAUAUGUUAUUGAGAGAAAAACAACAACAACAACAUGUAAUGAAAUACUAUAUGAAAACAAAUUUAUAUUCCAACAAAAUCGGAAAUAAUUGAUUUAACAAAAAAACCAACAACAACCAAAAGUUAUUGAUUUAAUGAGUUCAUUGUACAAGUUUUGUGUAAAAAAAUGCAACAACAGCAACUGAAAUAAAUAUUGCAACAAAUUAUAGACAUUUCAAAUUACGUUAACGUGACCUCUCCUCGUUACUAUCAUCCAUUAAUAGUUUAUAAUUGCAAACAAUUAACAUUUUCGAAAUUUAAUUUCCAAAGUUUAAAGAAAUUCUUAUUUUGUAAUUAAAAAUGAUAUUUUUUCAAAAAAUAUAUUAUUUUAGAAAAUGACAACAGCAAUGGAAAUUUUUGAGACAUUUUAUUAUUAAUUUAAAACUAAUGUCAGCAAAUAUACAGGGUGAGAUGAAAAAACUGCAACGAAGUCAAAAGCCAUAAAUUUUAAUUUUAAAAAAAAAAUUUAUUGAAUGAAAGAAAAAAUGUCGGAAAUAGCAUCAAAUUUUAGAAUAUGUUUAGAUUUGUUCGAAUUGGUCACCUUUGGCACGAAUUAUGGCCUUCAAACGGCCAAUGAAACCGUCGCACGCUGCCCGAAUGUUGCUCUGCGGUAUUUUGGCCCAUACCCGGCGAAGUGCUUGUUUGAGGUGUUGGUAUUUUUCAGUACCAACCUUGCUUCCAAAAUAUUUCGGACACAAUAGUCCAACGGAUUGGUAUCCGGAGAUUUUGGUGGCCAUUGUGCGUGGCGCGUGCUGAGUGCGAGCGUGCUGAGUCCUGUUGGAAUGUCCAAGGUCUGCGGCCAAAAUGUUUGCAUGCCCAAGGCUUUAAUACACCCUCCAGAAUAUUUUCGCCAUAAUAUUCGCCAUAUAUUCUGAUGCCAAGGUCGAUUGAUACGAGCGAAGAGUGACCAUAGGCUGUUAUGGCGGCCCACACCAUCACCAUGGCCGGCGCUUGAGUUCUGGUGGCCAACCGAAGGUGCACAUUUUCAGCUGACCUCUUUGGCAAGUAAACAUGAUUAUUUUGUUUGUUUACAAACUGCUGGACAAGGAAUGUUUUCUCAUCGGAGAAAACCAAAUUCGUCAGUUCAUCACUGUUUCGGUGUAAGUUUUUGCCUUUUUUGGAAUUUCAUUGGCUUGUCCCCGAGCUCAUAUUUGCCGAAUGGAAUUUUGCGAUAUGUUCAACUCACGAGCCAUUUUUCAUCUCACCCUGUAUAUUUGUAUCAGUGAAAUUCGAAAUUUUCAAAACUUUUACCGCUUUGUGGGGAAGGUUACGGAAAAAGGGGGUCGAAAUCUUGUGUUCGUAGAAAUAUUGGAAUAUGUGAAGCUUAGAGUGAACCGAAUGCUUAUUUCGCAUUUUUUAAUUUUUUUUUUGGAAAAUUAUAAAUUUAACCACCUUGUAUAGGAGGUACCAUAAGGAUGGGCCCGUUCUAUCCGUACCCCAUUCCAGAUAUUGUGUUGGUAGAAAUUUUGGGAUGUUUGAAACUUAAAAUUGACAUUAAAGAUGAGAUUCGGAUGCAGAUAUAUUUAUUCAAAAUGUUUGCCCGUUGGGGUGGAGGUACCAGAAGGAAUGGUCCUUCUAUUCUUUUCAGACCUUGUGUUAAUAGAAAUAUUGGGAUGUGUCGAGUUUGAAAGGAAUCAGAUGCUCAUUUCGCCUGUUUCCUCCCUUUUGUAGAAGGAGAUGCCAGAAGGAGUGGUCCGAUAUAUUCCAUCUUUACACCAGAUAUUGGAUUAAUAAAAAUAUUGUGAUGUGUAUAAUUUGAAAACCAUUGAACCACUUACAUCAAAUUUUAUGUUAGUUAUAAUUAUUCAAAAUGUUUACCCUUUUUGGGGUAGGUACUUGAUAGGCCGAUAUUGCUCAUUUUUUGCCAGAAAUAAAAUUAUUGGGAUUUCCAAAGUUUGCACUAUAUUGAAUGACUUUUUGUUCUAUGCGGUGAAUUUUUUUCGGUGAAAUAUUUGACCUUUUGUGGCGGUGAUAUCACAAGGAACGGACCGAUAAUGCCCAUCUCCGAACUCGAUCUUAAUUCCAUAUUAAAGUUACAAUGCACUAAGUUUGGACCAAAUCGAAUCCUCCAUUUAUGAGUUAUCGUACACACCAGACAGACAGACAGACGAACAUUUUGGAUCGACCCCAAAUAUUCUGAAUUUGAUCCAAAGAGACCUAGGGUCUAAAACCAUUAUUCCCCCUGCAAUUUCUGGAUAUAUAAAGGAAGAAGAGAUUCAAUUUACCCAAAGGGUGACUUUUAGUAAAAUUGGAAGAAGAAUAAGCAUAAUACACUACCAGCAUUUCUGACGUGAGUGUGCAUGAAAGCAUAUCUCUUCGUAUGACCAAACAAUUUAAAAAAUAUAAAGUCGAUCUAGCCAAGUUCCACUGUAAUAACAUAGCCAAAAUUUAUUUUUUUUUAAAUAUUUCCCAUUUUCAGAUCAUGUCAUCCAAUAGAUGGCGCUAUCCGCGUGUCAUUGCCAGUGUUACCCUGUCGUGUAAAUAAUUGUGUUUAUAAUUCAGAGCAUACUUUCAGGCGUCAACAAAAUACUUUACCUUGUCUUGCAAAUGACCACAUAAAAUAAAAGAGAUCAGAUAGUUUUGAAUGGGAAAUAUUAUUUAUUUAUUGUUUUUAAAUAUUUAAAUAUAGGUUUUUAAUAAUUAAAAUCCAACAUGGAAGUAAUCCAGUAAAAGUGUAAUUUCUGGAUAUAUAAAGGAAAAAGAGAUUCAAUUUACCCAAAGGGUAACUAUUAGUAAAAUUGGAAGAAGAAUAAGCUUGUUUAAAAAGUUCCGCAAAGUGGCAUAAAUAACACGGUUAUAUAAUAAACAACAAUUAAUAUGUAAAAACUUCCAGAACAUUUUGAAUUCCAAUACCAUUUAAUAGAAACCCCAAUAUGUGUCAGAAAAUACACUACUAGCAUUUCUGACGUGGGUGUGCAUAAAAGCAUAUCCCUUCGUACGAUUAAAAAAUUUAAAAAAAUAUAAAGUCUCAUCUAGCCAAGUUCCACUGUAAUAACAUUGCCAAAAUUUGACUUUUAAAAAAUAUUUUCCAUUUUCAGAUCAUGUCAUCCAAUAGAUGGCGCUAUCCGCCUGUCAUUGCCAGUGUUACCCUAUUGUGUAAAUAAUUGUGUUCAAAAUUCAGAGCAUACUUUCAGGCGUCAACAAAAAAUACUUUACCUUGUCUUGCAAAUGACCACAUAAAAUAAAAGAGAUCAGAUAGUUUUGAAUGGGAAAUAUUAUUUAUUUAUUGUUUUUAAAUAUUUAAAUAUGGGUUUUUAAUAAUUAAAAUCCAACAUGGAAGUAAUCCAGCAAAAGUGUAAUUUGUAAUACUUUUCCAUUACAAAGUAAAUUACAUUUUCGGAUACACAGCGGGGUGGACACCCCCAUUCCCAAUAGGAGGCGUUAAGAGAUUAUUUAUCAAAUGUUAAUACCAAUUAAAUGUAAUGUAGACCCCAAUGUUAUAUAUUAUGGGGAGUUUUAAGCUUAUCUGGAUUUUUCCUGCAGGGGAAAUUAAAAGAUAAAAUUAUUGUGUAACUUAAUAUUCAGGAUGUAGUAUUAUUUUUAUAUAUUUUAACUUAUUUUUUUAUUUUUGUUAUAACUUAUUUUUGGUCUGUUUCAGAAAUGCGAUAAUGUAAAAGUUUUUACAACGAUAACCGAUUUUCAGUUCAUAAAAUCGGAAAAAAAAUUGCGAAACUAGUAGAUUUUGCAUGUGCUGAAGCAGAGCCAAAGAUGUGAUUUUAAAAGCAUUUCUGAUUUCCUUUUUUAUUUAUUUAUUUUCAAUUAAUACAGACCAUAGGGCCAUCGUCUGUUUCAAAAACUUCUGUACAUAACUACUCUAAUAAUUCAAAAUUGGAAAUACAAAGCGGAUGGACCAACAGUUGCAUGAAAUAAUCUUCAAACAUUAAAUUAUCCAUUUGAAAACCUUCCCUAUGCCUCUGAUUAAUAUCACCAUUUACUUUUAAAAAAAUCAUAUUUUUGAAAAAUAAAAAAAUUAUAAAAAAAAUAACCUGCAACAAUCCAGGUUUAACGAUUUUUUUUUUUUUUUUGGUAUUCAUUCGGUUCGGUUCGGUUAUUGUAGUAAAAAGUUUUACAUUCUUGCAGUUCUGGAACAGAACAAAUAUGAAUUAUUAUAACAAUAUUAAUAGAAAAAAAAUCCAAUACAUAUUUCGGAACUGCGAGUUACUACGAUAACCGAUUUUUCCUCUAUGAUAUCGAUAAAAGUGGCAAAACCAGUCGAUUCUUGCAGGUUCUGGACCAGAGCAAUUACUUUUAUUAUAAUUUUUACUAUUUUUUCAUUCUUCAAAAAUAUGACUUUUCAAAAGUAAAGGGUGAUAUUUAUUCGAGCUCCGAUUUAGAGACGAAAACAUUUAAUAUUUAUGGUAUUCUUCGUUGAAAAAUAAGAAUUUCUUUAAAUUUAUCCAAAUAUUUACUCCUCCUUAUUAUUUUGAAACAUGCAAUUUUAUUAAAUUUUAAUUUCAAUACCAAACCAAAAUCCAUUAAAUUUUUUGCAAAAUAUUGUAUUAAAAAAGAAAACCACAAAUGAAAAGAAAAUGUUAUUUAAACCGCAUAUUUUAUUAGAGCAAUUCUGUUAAUGCCAGUUAAAUAAAUUAAUAAAAUUUAAGAAAUUUAAUUAAAACAAAAAAUAAGAAAAACCAACAAAACAACCAAUCUCUGUUAAAUAAUUUAAAUUUACAAAACCAAAAUAAAAAAAUAAAAACAAAAAUGCAAGUAAAUUAAAAUCAAAAUAUGUGACAAAGUAAACAAAAAUUGAAAACCAAUUAUUUGUUUUGUUAGUAAAAAGAAAAAACGUGGAAGAAAAAAAUUGAAACAAAAAUUAUACAGAAACUGAUGAACCCAAAUAUAAAUACUAGCCACUUUAGAACAGAAAAUACCAGAACAACUACAAAAACACACAAAUAAUUAAAAUAAUAUUGAGAGAAUUAUUAUUAAUGCGUAACAGAUAUUCAAUAUACAGAGGUGUUUCUGAAUGAAUGGGGUUGGGAUUUUGAAUAUUUGAAAAGAAAAAUAUUUGAAGUAUCAAAUAAAUUUUUCAUACAGGUUGAGAUAAAAAAAAAACAGCAACAAAAUCAAACUCCAUAGUUUUUAAAUUUGUUUAUUUAUUUAUUUUUUUUUUAAUGAAAGCAAAAAAUGUCGGAAAUAUCAUCAAAUUUUAAAAUAAGUUUAGAUUUGUUCGAAUUUGGUCACCUUUGACACGAAUUAUGGCCGUCAAACGGCCAAUGAAACCGUCACACGCUGCCCGAAUUUUGCUCUGCGGUAUUUUUGUCCAUUUCCGGCGAAACACUUGUUUGAGAUGAUCGACAUUUUGGUAUUAUUUAGUGCCAACCUUGCUUUCCAAAAUUCUCCAGACACAAUAGUCCAACGGAUUGGUAUUCGGAGAUUUUGGUGGCCAUUGUGCGCUGGAAAUGAAGCGAGGAACCUCAUUUUGUAACCAUUUUUGGAUGGCGCGUACUGAGUGCAAUGGUGCUGAGUCCUGUUGGAAUUUCCAAGGUCUGCGGCCAAAAUGUUUGCGUGCCCAAGGCUUUAAUACACCCUCCAGAAUAUUUUCGCGAUGAUAUUCGGCAUUUAUUUUGGCCAAAAUGAUUGCGUGCCCAAGGCUUUAAUAGACGCUCCAGAAUAUUUUCACGAUAAUUCGCAUUUCGCAUUUAUUCUGAUGCCACGGUCGAUAAAUACGAGCGUAGAGCGACCAUCUGCUGUUAUGGCGGCCCACACCAUCACCAUGGCCGGCGCUUGAGUUCUGGUGGUCAACCGAAGGUGCACAUUUUCAGCUGACCUCUUUGGCAAGUAAACACGAUCAUUUUGUUUGUUUACAAACUGCUGGACAACGAAUGUUUUCUCGCCGGAGAAAACAAAAUUCGACAGUUCACCACUUUCGGCGAAGCGAAGGGACUCUUCAGCUCUUUUGAGUCUAUUUUUGUUCUGUUGCGGUAUAAGUUCUUGCACUUUUUGGAAUUUCAAUGGCUUUACCCCGAACUCAUUUUUCAAUAUUUGCCGAAUGGAAUAUUGCGAUAUGUUUAGCUUUCGAGCCAUUUUUCGGCCACUGCGACGCCGGUUUCGAUCAAGUCGCUUCUUUACUUUUCGAACCAUUUCUGCUGAUGUUGCUGUUUUCUUCCGUCCACUUCCUUGAUGUCGGGCUACGCUACCAGUAUCACGGUAACGAGCGAUGAUACGAGACUCAAAAGAGUUAUUCACAUUUAAAUGCUGGAGUGCUCGAACGAUAGCCACUUGUGGUUUUCCAGCCAAAUAUAAAGAAAUCUCAUUGUCACGCUUGAAUUCCAUCACAAAUAACUUUUUUUCUGGAAAAUUCUCACCAAAAUUAUUUUGUACGCUUAUAGGCAAUAUAAUGAGCUGUCGCUGGAAUAAUUUUAACAGCUGUCGGAUGAGUGGCUUAGAAACGACAGCAGUCUGAAGUUGGUUGCAGUUUUUUUCAUCUCACCCUGUAGUUAUGGUCUUCUCAUAGAAGACCUAUUGGUCUUCUCAUAGAAGUCCUGUUGGUCUUCUUCGUAGAAUACCAGUUGGUCUUCUCAUAGAAGAUGAGUUGAUCUUCUCUUAGCAGAGCAGUAAAUCAUCUCUCUUAGAAGAGCAGUUGAAAAAGCAUAACAAACUUGCUUGGGAAUUGAGAACAUUUUAAUAAUUACUUCGGAGCACCCUUCAUAUUCGAAUACAUAUUACAUAUGUAGGGAUAUGCAAUGUAUUGGUAUGUAUGGAGUAUAUAAGGACAAGCAUUUUUUGUAUUUGUAACAAAAUUCCAUCUAAUCAAAAAUAAAAAAAAAAUAUAUAAGAAAUCCAACUUUUGGAGAGGAAGCUCAAUACAGGUUACACUAAACCAGACAUUGGCCUUCCCCUUUAAAUAUAAAAAUACAAAAAAAAAAAAAAAUUUUUAUUUUUAAAUAUUUCAAUAAAUUUUGUUUAGGGUUUUUAUAUGGAAAACACUAAAACAUAAACAAAAAUUUUUAAAAUAUUAAAAGAAAAAAAGCUCGCUUAAGUGAUAUACCAUAAAAUAAUAAAUUAAUAAUAAUAAUAUAAUAAAAUACUACUGAAAUAUAUAAUUUAGGUAAAAUUUGCUUUAAAUUACAAGAAAAUAAAUAAAUAAUACUAAAAAAAAUAAAAAUGAAAAACUCACUAAAUACUUGGAAUCCAACCAAAUAAACCGAAGAAAUGAAAAUAAGAAUAGCAGCCAGAAGAUGCACAUAAAGCAAAUUGAAUAGCAGACAGAUGAGAAAACAACAA
This is a messenger RNA of Musca domestica (house fly), 14852 nucleotides long. It is a transcript of the gene UBL3, whose product is annotated as AF4/FMR2 family member lilli. The record is from RefSeq and is a predicted model, not a curated record. The transcript is spliced from 5 exons. Bases 1819 to 3252 code for a protein of 477 amino acids. Gene Ontology annotation, molecular function: protein binding. NCBI's taxonomy places the organism in Eukaryota, Metazoa, Arthropoda, Insecta, Diptera, Muscidae.